Mastomys coucha (southern multimammate mouse) is the source of this 2043-nucleotide messenger RNA. It is a transcript of the gene Psmd5, whose product is annotated as proteasome 26S subunit, non-ATPase 5. Lineage: Eukaryota; Metazoa; Chordata; Mammalia; Rodentia; Muridae. Gene Ontology annotation, cellular component: cytosol. Bases 34 to 1548 code for a protein of 504 amino acids. Gene Ontology annotation, biological process: proteasome assembly. The transcript is spliced from 10 exons. The record is from RefSeq and is a predicted model, not a curated record.
UGGGAGGUGGGCGGGCAGACGGGAGCCAGGAAGAUGGCGGCGCAGGCUGUUUCGCUCCUGCGGGAGGUGGCGCGGCUGGAGGCGCCGCUAGAGGAACUGCGUGCGCUGCAGUCCGUGGUACAGGCUGUGCCGCUCCACGAGCUUCGCGAGCAGGCGGCGGAGCUACGCCUUCGCCCGCUCUUCUCCUUGCUCAACCAGAACAAUCGGGAACAGACUGCUUUGUGUGUGUCCAUUCUGGAGAGGUUGCUCCAAGCUGUGGAGCCAAUUCACUUGGCCAGGAACCUCAGGCUUGACCUGCAGAGGGGACUGACUCACCCUGAUGACUCUGUAAAAACCCUCACUCUGUCCCAGAUUGGAAGAAUUGUUGAAAAUUCGGAAGCUGUUACUGAGAUUCUGAAUAAUGCUGAACUGUUGAAACAGAUUGUUUAUUGCAUUGGUGGAGAGAAUUUAUCUGUUGCUAAAGCGGCUAUUAAAUCCCUGUCAAGAAUAUCACUAACCCAAGCUGGACUGGAAGCUCUAUUUGAAAGUAAUUUACUGGAUGAUUUGAAAAAUGUCAUGAAAACAAACGACAUUGUUCGAUACAGGGUAUAUGAGCUAAUUAUAGAUAUUUCUUCUGUGUCGUCAGAAUCUUUAAACUACUGUACCACAAGUGGACUGGUGACCCAGCUCCUAAGAGAGCUGACGGGUGAGGAUGUUUUAGUCAGAGCCACCUGUAUAGAAAUGGUGACGUCACUAGCAUAUACCCAUCAUGGACGACAAUACCUUGCUCAAGAAGGAGUCAUUGACCAGAUAUCCAAUAUAAUUGUUGGCGCAGAUUCAGACCCCUUCUCUGGCUUCUAUCUGCCAGGAUUUGUGAAGUUUUUUGGAAACCUGGCCGUCAUGGAUAGUCCUCAGCAGAUCUGUGAGCGCUACCCUGUUUUUCUGGAGAAAGUCUUUGAAAUGGCAGAUAGUCAAGACCCCACUAUGAUUGGUGUAGCUGUAGACACAGUUGGAAUCCUGGGAUCCAGUGUGGAAGGAAAACAAGUUUUACAGAAGACAGGAACCCGCUUUGAACGCGUCCUCACGAGAAUGGGAUAUCAAGCAAAGAAUGCUUCCACAGAGCUGAAAAUUAGGUGCUUGGAUGCAGUUUCCUCUCUUCUGUAUUUAUCACCUGAGCAGCAGACUGAUGACUUCCUGGGAAUGACAGAAUCCUGGUUUUCCUCCAUGUCUCGAGACUCCCUGGAGCUCUUCCGUGGUAUCAGUAACCAGCCCUUCCCGGAACUACACUGUGCUGCCUUAAAAGUGUUCACAGCUAUUGCAAACCAGCCCUGGGCUCAGAGACUUAUGUUUAACAGUCCAGGUUUUGUAGAAUUUGUGAUGGACCGGUCUGUGGAACAUGACAAAGCUUCAAAGGAUGCCAAAUAUGAACUGGUAAAAGCACUCGCCAGUUCCAAGACAGUUGCAGAGAUCUUUGGGAACUCAAAUUAUUUGAGGCUCAGAGCGUACCUAAGUGAAGGUCCGUACUAUGUGAAACCUGUCGCCACAACAGCAGUAGAAGGAGCUGACUGAUUCCUUUCUGUUUAAGACAGAGCAGAAUUUCUUAAGGCACAUGAUUCCAUCCAUGCUCCACACCGCAGGACGUCUGUCUUCCCAGAGCUUCACCAUCAGCAGUGUUGUCCCUAAUUAAUGCUGUGUGGAUCCGGCUCUUAGACCCCAGCAAGAGCAUCAGGAGCCUAAGAGCGCUCUUGCUUCCCCAAGUCCUCUGGCUGCCAGAGUCUUGCUGCAAGGUCAAGGUUUGUUUUCUCAAAGUUUCCAUGGGCACACUCAUGACUUACUUAAAAAUAAAAUGAAGCCAAAGUGAUUCUGGAUUCUCUUAACCACAUUUUCUUUUCCCUUACCUGAUUUUGCCUCAAAGUCUUGGGUAUCUUGAGUAGUCUGUAAAAAAUAAGUCAUUUAGAAUCAUUGAAUUACAUUAUUUGUAUACAAGGAAUAAAUAGUUUUAAUAAUAUUUCUUGUUUACUUUUCCUUUGAAAAUAAAAUAAAUCUAAAACUUUGGCGUUGCUA